AUGAGCGGGUCGCACUCCUGGGUGCCGAUCAACGCCAGCGUGAUGGACACGUUUCACCAGUACGCGAAACAGGCCGUCGCCGAGUUCGUCGGGACGGCCCUCUUCGGGUUUCUGGGUUCAACUGCCUGCUCGAGCCCGCUCGGAAACGGCCUGGCCCUCGCCGCGUGCACCUUCAUGACGCGCGGCAUCUCCGGCGGCCACCUCAACCCCUCGGUGUCCCUCGCGGCGGCCCUCACCAACAAAAUGUCCUGGUCGCUGGCGUGCAUCUACGCGACGAUGCAGGUCGCGGGCGCCGUCGCCGGGAGCCUCCUGGUCGCGCUCGCGACGCCCGGCGUGCGCAUCGGCGCCGGACCGGACCACGCCGGGCUCGCUGCGGGGUGUUACGUGCCAGCGCAUGAGGCGUCGAUGAUCAACGUCCUGGCCAGCGAGUGGAUACUGACGGGCGUGCUGGUCACGACCUGGUACGCCGUGCACCUCGGUCGCCCGGGCUUCUUCGAGGUCGGCCCGCUCGCCGUAGGGCUCGCCCUGUCCGCCGCCAUGCAGGGGGCCACAACGACGGGCGGCGCCGCCAACCCCGCCCGUCUCAUCGCCCCCGCGCUGGUCUUCAUGUGCCCCGGCCGCAAGUUCCUCUGGGCGUACAUCGCCGGCCAGCUCGCCGCGUCCGUCUGCGUCGCCGUCGGCGCGUGGUGGUGGCAUGAGGCCCCCUGGAGCGACAGCGCGCGCGACACGUUCGUGUCCGAUACCGACCGGUCUUUCGACGCCGUGACGGUGCGGCGCCAGAUGCAACAGCGCGAGCGGGAUGCUGCCGGUGCGGGCGUCACGGAGCCACUGCUGACCUCGGCCGGGCCCGGAAUCAACCCCGCCUGA
Pedinophyceae sp. YPF-701 is the source of this 867-nucleotide messenger RNA. The record is from the annotation of a GenBank genome assembly. NCBI's taxonomy places the organism in Eukaryota, Viridiplantae, Chlorophyta, Pedinophyceae.